AUGGCGACAGUUGCAGUAGAUAGCAGCCAAGAACCAGCGCCAGAGUGCAGCACUGCAUUUGCUCCAACCGAUAAUGACUUCAGCCAACAACAUUAUUUAAUCCCUGGCUACAAUCUAAUAUUCAUCAAAGAAGAAGAUUCCCAAGAUGGAGAAGACAUUUCAGAAGAAGUUGACUUUGGCGCAGUGAAGAGUGAAGCAGAGAUGUGGCCUUCUAUCAGCGGCACUGCCAAUGCAACAGAAGUGGGUGGACUGGAUGCACAUUCAAUCUCUCCAGUGGAAAAGUGCACUGAGCCAACUGUGGCUGGCAAAGAGACCAAGCUCUACAACUGUGCCGACUGCAGCUAUGAAACAACACGGAUUUCUGAUUUGAAGACACACAUUAGAACACACACUGGUGAAAAACCAUUUAGUUGCGAAUCUUGUUACUACAAAUGUUCUAAUUCAAGUGAUUUGAACAGACAUAUCAGAACACACACUGGUGAAAAACCAUUUAGUUGCGAAUUAUGUGACUACAAAUGUGCUCAAUCAGGUGCUUUGAAGAGACACAUCAGAACACACACUGGUGUAAAACCAUUUAGUUGCGAAUUAUGUGACUACAAAUGUGCUACUCCAAGCUCUUUGAAGAGACACAUCAGAACACACACUGGUAAAAAACCAUUUAGUUGUAACUUUUGUAACUACAAAUGUGCUAUUUCAGCCAAUUUGAAGAGGCACAUCAGAACACACACUGGUGAUAAAACAUUUAGUUGCGAAUUUUGUGACUACAAAUGUUCUAAUUCAAGUGAUUUGAACAGACAUAUCAGAACACACACUGGUGAAAAACCAUUCAGUUGCGAUUUAUGUGACUUCAAAUGUGCUAUUUCAGCCAAUUUGAAUAAACAUAUCAGAACACAUACGGGUGAAAAACCAUUUAGUUGUGAAUUAUGUGACUACAAAUGUGCUCAAUCAGGUGCUUUGAAGAGACAUAUCAGACUGAAACACACUGGGGAAAAAGCCUGUGUGAAGAAAUAAUUCUGAGAUAAAUGUUACUUAAUGUGCUGAUUCAUGUACUUAUAAGGCACAUAAUAUUAGAAGGCAAAGCGUUGAAAAAUAAUAGUAUAAUAGUUCUAUUGACAUUGUUUUGUUUUGCAAUUGAGAUUUGUGUGAUUGGUGUCAGAUUCUCGUGCGCUUAAUCAUUUAUUGUAACUUAAUUGAGUAAAUUUCAAUUCAGUACAUUUUUCUGUACUGACGAGGAUGACAUGAAGGUUUAGCACUUAGCAGAUUGAAACAUCAAUUGGGAUUAAUGAGUGCAAUUUUAUGCAAGUUGAGUCUAUGUCUUUAUCCAUCUGCCAGAUUUACUUUUCUCUCCUCAUAUUAACUUAUCCAGAAAUAUUAAUUUGCAGAAAUCAAAGCAACAAGUUGGUGAGUUUCUAAUGCUUUAUCCUUAAAACUUGGUCUUGCAAGGAGCUCUCCCACUCUCGUUAAAUGUAAUGAAUAUUCAUGCCUCUUCAAUUGUAAAUUCGUAAAAUUCAAAGCAAUCUACACAUAAUAUUUUUCCGAAUUCAAAUUAUUUAUUAGCUAUUUCAUUCGUUUAAAAUAUGAUUUACAACAUGUAAAGAAUUUCUGCAUUGUUACAAUUCUAAAUUAUAUUCAAUUAUAUAAAUCACAAAUUUAUAAAAUACAUAAUAAGACACUAAAUAAGUUUAUUAACUAUUAUAAAGCUACUAUUGUUUCAUUUGAAUCCAAUCAAGCCUGGUGUCUAGAUAGGUUGGAGUUGGAUCCGAGGGAGGAAAGUGGUAAAAAAAUUAAAAACAUCAAAAGUCAUCCAUCUAAAAACACGAGAACUGAGUAAUAAGCUCUAUUUGUCAAAAUACUUUGAGAUAUUCUUCUUGAAUUGAAAUUUUGAAUUAAAAACUUUAGUUUCGCUUGGAAAAUUGUAAGUACAUAAUAUAGUACCUUGUCUUCUAUGGGAGAACAUACGGUAGGCUACCUGAUAUUCUUCGAGAUACCAAUGAGCCUCACAACUGUUAUAUGUCAGCCAAGUCCGCCAGUUUAUAGUGUUCUUGUGGAAUCAUGUUUAAUCUGAAUAGUCCGUAUCAGACUCACUGUCAUAUGUUGAGUGUUUAAGUUGUAGAGUGCUAGUAAAUCGAUAAUUAUCCAUUCAAUCUCACAACCCAGAAAGAUUGUCUUGUUGGGAGAUUCAUACAUGAAUCAAGGUUUCUUUUUUCUCUGAGAAGUGGUUUUAAUGAGAAUUAUCAUCCAUUCAUUGAUUGUGUUGACAAAUUAAUAUUAUUAAUCACCCGAGAAAUGUUCUUCUUUAUUAAUUUGUACAUCAUGUACUAGUUUAUACAGGACAAAAUGUCAGAGGUUGUCUGGUAUAGCUCAGCUGGUAGAGCUGUCUCCUCAAAUGUGAAAAGAUCCAUUCUGAUGAUCUCAUCUUCAUAACAAUUAAAUUUUCUUUAAAUUACCACCUCUUCAACAACAAAACGACAAUAUUGUCUUUGCAAAACCCUUUGAACUGCUAUAUGCUCCAUAUUAUGAUGUUAUUGUUGUUAAUAUGGCUGCGUUGAUUAAUUCAAAAGCCUCCUGGCAUAUUAUAGAUUUUAUUAUUUAUUUAGAAUAAGAUGGGAUACAACUUGAGAGGGACUAAUUGAUUUUAUUUAAUGGACUACUGUUGAGAGUUCUAUCCUUUUGAAUAGCAAUUUUGUAUUGUAUCACAAACAGUUAUAAUUCACUAGAGAUUCAUUAUAUUAAUAUUAUUUAGAUUAGCCUAUCAAUAGUUUUUAGCAAUCUCUUGUAAGAUAAACUUCUUGUUAAUAGAUAUUCUAUCUUUGAGGAAUAUUCUAUACAUUUCUCCUGUCUUCCAUCAUUAUUUACUUCAAUUUAUCAACUUUCAAUAAAUUCUCGAAAUCGUCAUCCUAGCCUACAAUUUUGAUAUUUCCAGCUUCUAGGUGUGGAACUCCUAUUCCCCCACAGGUAUCUGUGGUUAUAUUUCUAUAAUGUGUAUCUUUUUAUAUAAUUUAACUUAUACUCUAACUACUGUUGAAAGAACAAAAAUAAUAAAGAAAAAUCAAACAUUGAA
This is a messenger RNA of Nilaparvata lugens (brown planthopper), 3061 nucleotides long. RefSeq names its product zinc finger protein 771-like. Gene Ontology annotation, biological process: regulation of transcription by RNA polymerase II. Lineage: Eukaryota; Metazoa; Arthropoda; Insecta; Hemiptera; Delphacidae. Gene Ontology annotation, molecular function: RNA polymerase II cis-regulatory region sequence-specific DNA binding; DNA-binding transcription factor activity. The record is from RefSeq and is a predicted model, not a curated record.